AAUGUGAAAUCUAAAUCAAAAUUUAAAAAAGAAAAAAAAACAUUGGAAGGAAAAACAGGAAAAAUAAGAAAUAGAGGAUAGUGAAAAAAUGGAGAAGAUGUACCUAUAAGAAACAGCAUCUACCUCAUAUUUUAAUAAUUAAAAGUGGCAACAAAUAAGUUAAACAAAAGUUGAACAUUUAAUGAACAUAAGAUAUUUCGUGGAUAUACUCUGAUAAUUCUCGUAUUGAAUAAUGUCAUAUAACAGAAAGAAAUGUGUAGUGCUAGGCUGUAAAUCGGAGACUCUAAGGCUCCGCUCGUUUCCAACUGCAAAAGAUAAGGAGAGAUUUCUGAAAUGGUUGAGGGCUUGCGGAAAUACCGAGCUGCUGCAGCUGUCUGUGCCUCAAUUGAGGCAUAGAGUUGUUUGCGAUAAGCAUUUCGAGGCGAGAGUAAAACUGGCAACCACAUUGUCCAGAGUGGCAGUUCCGACCUUACAUUUACCCAAGUCUAUUGAUGUAUCAAACUACAAAUUUACUGAUGUACAAACAAGUGAUGCACAAAAGAGUAAUGUACAAACGACUGAUAAAAAUUCUACUAAUGAUGAAAUAGCCAAAAUACUAGCAGAAUUAUCGGAAUCUGAUGUCGGAGGCAGCGAGGACGAGGUUUCUGAAGAGGAGCACAUUUUUAAUGCAGAACAAAGACACAAUGAUGUUGAAGAGGAUGCCGCAAUUCUCUCGGAUAGUUCUGAUCCGAACGACAGAGCAGCGUUCAACGAUUCAACGGAGCCAGUCUAUGUUGGCAGAAAUAACAUUACCACCUGGAACAAGCUUCCUUGUACAAGUCAGUCUGCCACAGUCCCUUCUGAAGAUGAAAACAUCACGAGACCGAGCCUUCGUCACUCUGAAUACGAAAUCACAGAUGAGCUGUCCGCUUUCCGAGAGAUCUUCGACGACGGAAUGCUGGAAGAGAUUGUCGCUUGUACCAAUUUUUCGAUCGAGCACAAGCAUCGCCUAUGUUCUAGCCACAAGAACAUAAAGGAGACGACGAGGGCUGAGAUGCUGGCAAUAAUCGGUCUAUUAUAUCUCGCCGGUAUGAAGAGAGCUAGACACGCGAGUCUGUUGGAACUGUGGACAGACGACGGUACCGGGCUGGAGAUUUGUCGUUCCGCUAUGAGUUACAAGAGAUUCUUGUUUCUCUUGGACUGUCUGCAACUCGAUGACAGGAAUACCAGAGCCAUGCGGCUAAAGGUGGACAGGUUGGCGCCUAUAAGAAAUAUCUGGAAUAAGUUUGUAGAGAACUGUAAGAAAUCCUAUUUGCCCAGCGAGUCUCUCGCCAUUGGAGAUAGACUGAAGAACUUCAGAGGCAAGUGCAGCUUUGUCCAACAUGUUCCCAACAAACCGGCACAUAACGGAUUGAAGAUUAUCAGUUUAGUGGACGUCAAGACAUCAUACACUUGUAACAUGGAACUUUAUUGCGAUCAACAGCCAGAAGGACUUUACAGAAUCAGCAAUGAUCCCGCGGCGAUUGUGCAGCGACUGAUCGAACAUCUCAAAGGUUCCAACAGCAAUCUAUCCUGCAAUGAGUAUUAUACCUCCUAUCUGCUUGCUGUUUCACUUCUGGCUGACAAGAUAACGUUCCUUGGUGCGAUGGGGAAAGAUCACAGAGAAGUUCCUUUAUGCUUCUUGGCAGGAAAGCCGCGAGCAGUUGACAGUACCCGUAUGGGCUUCAGGAACGAUGCCACUUUGGUAUCCCAUGUACCCCAGAGAGGCAAGGCUGUCAUCGUGCUCUCGACAGCGCAUCACGAUGCGAAAUUCAAUCCACAGACCAAGAAACCGGUAAUCAUAGAACAUUAUAAUGCAGCAAAAGACGCGAUAGACAUCGUGGAACGAACGUGUGCGAUAUAUUCGGUUUCCAAAAAAACCAAGAGGUGGCCAUUGACAGCAUUUUUCGUGUUGUUGGACGUUGCUGGCGUAAACGCUCAGAUUCUUUACAAUGCUUCUCAAAGCAAGUUUUUGCAGAAGUAUAGGAGAGGCUUCUUGAAGACUCUCGCGCUAGCGCUAUUAAAACCACAUUUGCAGGAAAGGGCAAAGAUAAAAACUUUGCCUAUCAAUAUUCAGACCAAGAUCUUGCAAGAUCAAGUAGAUUGUGACGGGGAUUGCCAGUUUGACGAACAGGAAUUCUCGAAGAAACGAUCCCGCGAGAUAGAUAAGGAGGAAAACUUACCCAGAAGGAAGGAUCGAUGUUUUAUGUGCGGAUUACGUAAAGGCAUGAUUACGACGCAAAAAUGCGAGAUUUGUUCGAGAUUCACAUGUAAGAGACACAUAGCAUAUAUAAAAUACAUCUGCAGGAGAUGCGAUUCUAUCGGAGUAGAUAAAGAUAAUCGAUAAUUCAUGAAUGUUCAAUAGAAUAACCAUAUAUAUUAAGAAUUUUGCUAGCGAUCGACGGUGAUAAAAUUUAAUUUGAUAUAAAUAAAAUAGAUAAAAAGACAGGAAAAGCAUGAUGCAAGCGAUAUUGGCAAUGAAAUGAUACAAAGAUUCGCGAAUUUACUACAAGUUCAAUUUAGUCGGGAACAAUAUGAAAGCCGCACGGAAAAAAAGUUUGAUUACUUUUAAAAGUAUAUUGCGAUUGUUCAUUUGCAUUUUUUCCUUGCAUUUGUAUACGUCGGUAAAAUAUUUAGUAUAUAAGUUUGAUAGAGAGAGAGAAUAUAAAUUACAAAAAAAGUCACGUACAAUUUUUAUCGCAGGCAAAAACUCAGUCAUCAUUAUUUUUUAUGCUCUGAUAGUAAUUAUAAUUGAUAAUUAAAAAGGUGUAAAUAUCUGAAAAUAAAAGGAUUUCGUUCAUUCGUU
Messenger RNA from Formica exsecta, 2824 nucleotides. RefSeq lists its product as uncharacterized. The transcript is spliced from 6 exons. NCBI's taxonomy places the organism in Eukaryota, Metazoa, Arthropoda, Insecta, Hymenoptera, Formicidae. The record is from RefSeq and is a predicted model, not a curated record. Bases 233 to 2365 code for a protein of 710 amino acids.